AUGGUUCGAGAGGGCAAGAGAUCAGUCGGUCGGCGACUCAUCAUCACCAUCACUCCUUCACAGCUGAGCCUAUGCGAGCCGGUCGGCCGACUCUACCGAGGCUAUCGGUCCUUGUCCUCAUUCUGCGACCCACUUUUUCGCUUCAAGCCCCUCUCAUCAACUGCUCUUCUGCCCAUUUUAUUCCUCCAUUUUCACGUCGCCUAUUGA
This is a messenger RNA of Protopolystoma xenopodis, 207 nucleotides long. The record is from the annotation of a GenBank genome assembly. Lineage: Eukaryota; Metazoa; Platyhelminthes; Monogenea; Polystomatidea; Polystomatidae.